Miscanthus lutarioriparius is the source of this 297-nucleotide messenger RNA. Lineage: Eukaryota; Viridiplantae; Streptophyta; Magnoliopsida; Poales; Poaceae. The record is from the annotation of a GenBank genome assembly.
AUGAGCCAUUGGCUCGGUGCAAGAGAGGGCAGCGGCAACUGCAGGCAACAACAGGAUAGCUUCAGCAUCCUUGGUAAUGCAGGCAGCAGGCAGCAACGGGCACCCAUCCUCCACCACCUGAGGCACCGUGGUGCAGUACACAAUGUCGCAGAGCAGAGUGCAGUGCAUGUCUCUGCAGGUUUCGUGUGGCCAUGGACGAUUGAGACAUGUCCAUGGACCCAGAUGCUGCUCACCUUGCAUGACCAUGCCUUCGCACUCUCGCAGUUGCCUAUGGUGGCUGCCUCAUCGGCUAAUUGA